CCGACCCGGAAGCACUUCACUGCAGCACCAAACAAGCGGAAGUGCCGUUCUCCAGUUUGUUUAGCUAGUCGCAAACCGAGUCGGUUGCAAGUUGGAUUAUUACUACAACAAUUAUUAUUCUCCUCCGUCGACAGUCGAUUUUAGGACAAACUAUGCGGGGCGACGGACGUUUGCAAUCGAACGUUAACGCGUCGAAUCCCCGUUAACCGGAGCUCAGCUGACGUCGUCGAGGCCAAGAGGCUGUGAACGUCUCCGUCCAGCGACGGUCGGUGAACGUGGAGGUUUCCUCCGCGAGCGGAACUGGUUCCAGAGACGAGGACGUGUGUGUUCAUCCGACGUCAGUUCCCUACCGGCAGCCACAGGUCGCGUCAUGCUGGUUAGCGGGGCGAGCCGUUAACGCGGACACCGGGGGCCGAGAGGUAGUUACAGGUGCGGGUUUGUUUUGUUUGAUGCUUCAGAAGAUUUAGCCGAAGAUAAAAGUGCAGCCAUGGACGACUUCAGCUCCAUCAGCCUGCUGUCUCUCGCGAUGUUGGUGGGAUGUUACGUGGCCGGGACGAUACCUUUAGCGGUCAACUUCUCAGAGGAAAAGCUGAAGCUGAUCACGGUGCUGGGGGCCGGGCUGCUGUGUGGGACCGCGCUGGCUGUGAUUAUCCCUGAGGGGGUCCACGCGCUCUAUGAAGACAUCCUGGAAGGCGCGCAUCACAACCACGGCCAGAUCGGCGUCGCCGAAGUGUCCGAGGUGAAGGGGGAAGCGGAGGCGGCCCUGAGCGCCGGCGGGAAACACGAGCACAGCCACGAGCAGCUCCACGCCUGCAUCGGCGUGUCUCUGGUCCUGGGCUUCGUGUUCAUGCUGCUGGUGGACCAGAUCGGCAGCUCUCACGUGCACAGCGUCGAGGUUUUGGAUCCUGAGUCGGCGAGAAUCAACUCUAAAAUCACCACCACCCUGGGCCUGGUGGUCCACGCCGCAGCUGACGGCGUGGCUCUGGGAGCCGCCGCCUCCACCUCGCAGACCAGCGUCCAGCUCAUCGUCUUCGUCGCCAUCAUGCUGCAUAAGGCCCCCGCGGCGUUCGGCCUGGUGUCGUUCCUGAUGCACGCCGGUCUGGAGAGGAACCGGAUCCGCAGACACCUCCUGGUCUUCGCCCUGGCGGCGCCCGUCCUCGCCAUGCUGACCUUUCUAGGCCUCAGUCAGAGCAGCAAGGAGGCCCUGUCACACUUCAACGCCACUGGCGUCGCCAUGCUCUUCUCCGCCGGCACCUUCCUCUACGUGGCCACCGUCCACGUCCUCCCAGAGGUCGGGGGCGGCGGCGGCCACAGCCACGGCGGGAAAGGACUGAGCAAGGUGGAGGUGGGAGUGCUGGUGCUGGGCUGCCUCAUUCCUCUGGUGCUCUCUGUGGGACACCACCACUAGACCCAGACCUGCAGGACGGAUUUAAGGCGGGUGUACUGGGGGGGCGGAGACUUCAAACUUUGUGGUUCUUCGUGGUCCGCCGAUGGCCCUCGUGGACCAGACCGGUGCCCGUUGCGUCUCGUGACUAAAAAACCUUGAAAUAGGGAAUGAAUGAGGGGAGGGAAAUCAGAGACGACGGAGAAAACACCUUCCAGUUGCUGACGCGUCCUUUUUAUUCCACCAGAACCCCCAUUUUUCUUUCUCGGCGACACCAGAAGUGGACCCAGUUUGUUUUCAGUCAAAGAACCGACCAUCCCGGUGAUGUUUUACUAGAUUUACUCGUUGCUCGGAGAGAUUUAGAUUCGAUUAAGCCGGCGAUAUCAAGAACUUUUCUCUCUUUUUUCCCCCCCCCCCCCUUCCUUUAAAAAAAAAAAAUUUGUCCAGAGUUUAAAUCUCUGCAACACUUGCGAUAGAUGAGAGGUGAUUUUCAAGUGCCAUGCCAUCGAGACGGAAGCGAUACCCGAAGAGGCGGCGCCACAAGGACGUUGCCAUGGUGAUGGAAUGGGAACGCUACGCAUAAAAGUCCUGCUAAAGUGAUUUGAAUGGGAACGUCCCUCCUCCUCCUCCUCCUUCUUCUACUUCGUCAACGUUCCCGACUUACUUUCUUCCCAAAGAAGAACUUUUUUCUCGCAGCCAACCGACGGAGGUCGUCUCCAGUAAACACCCGGAUGCUCGUCGCAACGUUUUUCUUUUUUUUUUCGUCGAGUUUCCUGGACGUGCUUUAUUUUUGUUCCCUUUUUUAUACUUUGAGAGUAAUUAUGAAUAAAGGUUGAAAGGGGAAAAAAGUAUCUGUAUAGAAUUGUCUUAAAGUGAUUGUAUAGCGUGUCGUUAAGAGCUGGAGGGAUAUUUCAGCCGCUCUGAUGAAUGAAUGAACAGGGCAGGGACCGUCGGCUCAGGAGAACAGACCCGGAGAGGACACUUUUUUUUACUCCUCAUUAAUUCUUCAUACAUGGACAAUAAUCAUAUGCAUGAAAAUGGGGGGAAUUGCACUUUUUUUUCAGCAGUGCAGCAAAGUUAGAAAUGGCUUCAUAGGAUUCGGCUGGAUAUUUUAAUCAUCUAUUAACCUGUUGAUUAUUUCCACGUUUGAUCGGUCGGUUUCCAAGAGUGCAAAGUGACGUCCUCAAAUGUUUUGCUUCAUUAAACCCACAGUCCAAAAACUCCCAAAUGUAUCGAGGUUACUAUCCGAGGAUGAAGGAAUCUCAGAGGCUUCGACUCUCGAGUUUUGCUUUUAAAUUACUCACGUGAUUAAUUAAUUAUCAAAAUGGUUGCAGAUACAUUUUCUGUGGAUCAAUCCAUUGCUGUUUGCAUGAUUUUGUUUUUGAGGAAUAUUUCCUCCUGAAGUCCCUGUAAAGAAUAGUGCACAAUUCUCUAUGAGAUAAAUAUAUUUGACAAAAUACAAAAACAAUCAAAGUUUAGGAAAAAAUUAUCCCUAGUUAUUAUAAUUAUUAUUAUUAAGAGCUAAACUCUUAACACUUUUUCCCCACUGACACCAAAACUGUUCUCAUAAGAAGCUGAUAUAGAGAAAAAAGUGUUUUUAAGGUCUUUAAAGGUCUUUAGUGGUUGUCUCAAUACUUCUGGAGUAUGAGGAAAUAACGGGUUAAGGUUAUAACAAAUAAAGUCCGUUAAGUCCACACUU
Pseudoliparis swirei is the source of this 3083-nucleotide messenger RNA. It is a transcript of the gene slc39a9, whose product is annotated as solute carrier family 39 member 9. The record is from RefSeq and is a predicted model, not a curated record. The coding region runs from base 488 to 1408 and encodes 306 amino acids. Gene Ontology annotation, molecular function: metal ion transmembrane transporter activity. Gene Ontology annotation, biological process: zinc ion transport; transmembrane transport. Lineage: Eukaryota; Metazoa; Chordata; Actinopteri; Perciformes; Liparidae. Gene Ontology annotation, cellular component: membrane. The transcript is spliced from 7 exons.